UAAAUGGAGUGGCGGAGGAGUACAAGUAGGGAGCAGCAUCGACAAUUGGGGAGGGACUAGAAACGACAGAAGCACUCCAAAACUUCUACGCUUUUGUCCUCCUCGUCCUUCGGCGACGGCGUUUACACUCCUCUAAAAGGAAGCUGAUCCUCUUCAAACAUGAGUCUCGAAGGGGGAAUGAAGUGUGUCAAGUACAUGCUCUUCUUUUUUAACUUCAUUUUCUGGCUAUGUGGCCUUGCGUUGAUCGUAGUGGGGGUCCUGGUCCAAAUGUCCCUGCACAGCACCCUUAUGAUCAGUGAUGCGUCUGCUUCAGGAGCUCCCAUCGUCAUCAUCGCAGUCGGCGUGGUCAUCUUCUUUAUUGCUUUCUUUGGCUGCUGCGGCGCCUGGAAGGAGAGCUACUGCAUGGUUACCAUGUUUGCCAUCUUUCUCUCACUGGUCAUCAUCGUUCAGAUUGCUGCAGCCAUCGCUGGUUACAUCUUCAGAAACAAAGUCUCAGAUGUCGUCCAGGAUAGUUUGGCGGACAUGAUUUCCAGGUACAGCAACAGCUCAGCUGAAUUCAAAGCGAGCGUGGAUGCAAUGCAGGAGGAUUUGAAAUGCUGUGGCAUGAACAACUCCUCCGACUGGAGAAGCUUCCGAGUCGAUGAGAACUCCGUGCCUGACUCAUGCUGCUUGAAUGUCUCUACCAAUUGUGGAGUUGGGGCUAUGACUAAUUCUACCAAAGUGUACCAAGAGGGUUGUCGCAAUGCAGUCGAGGAUUUACUGAGGAAAAAUAUCCAGUGGGUGAUAAUUGCGGCUCUCGUUCUUGCUUUUGUGGAGAUCAUGGGUGUUGUGUUUGCCUGUGUGCUGAUGAGAGGCAUCCGUAGCGGCUACGAGGUCAUGUGAUUCAGUCCACACCUGAGUUAAACAUGGCGCCUAAAUUCUUUUCUUUGUUUUAUCAGAUGUAGUGCACAGAAUAACAUCUCCUUUUUUGGAUGCUUUAAUAAGUCAGGAGUGUUUAUGGUUUAAAUGCGUGUUUAGGCAUGAAAUCUACAUUUCUUAGGCAGCACUGUCUACUUUUGUCAAUGUUUUCUUGAUGGUUGAGGAAUAUAAUCUUUGAAUUUGCUUGUUCAGUUAGUAGUUUUUAAGGUUUGUCGGUUCCCAAUCUGUUUUUAUUAAAUAACCUUUAAAUUA
Molecule: messenger RNA, 1170 nt
Organism: Nerophis lumbriciformis (worm pipefish)
Lineage: Eukaryota; Metazoa; Chordata; Actinopteri; Syngnathiformes; Syngnathidae
Gene: cd63
Product: CD63 molecule
Biological process (GO): regulation of vascular endothelial growth factor signaling pathway
Cellular component (GO): plasma membrane
Source: RefSeq, a predicted model, not a curated record